AAACUUCAAAGAAAACAAUUUGGUAACGCGGCAUCGCUGUUAGAAAAAACAAAUGACUAACGAUAAACGAUAGUAAAAUCUGUUGAGUAUUAGUAUAUUCUGCUGUCGUUUGACUUUGCCACAUUAUUUAAAUGUUGUAAAAAAUUUGGAAAAAAUAUCACGAUGUCUUUUAAUUUGUCUUCUAAUCAACCCUCACAACCUUCCACUUUUGGAGCACAGACGUUUGGUGCACAGUCGUUUGGCAAUCCUGCACCAUCAAGUUCCUCGUUCUCUUUUGGUACUGUCCCAGCAACUAGCAGCGCUGCACCGUUUUCGUUUGGAACCUCUACUGCUCCUCAGCAAGCCGGAGGUUUCCAAUUAGGAGCAACCAAUACAUCUUCAGCGGGUAGUUUUGGCUUUGGAUCAACACCACAAGCUACACAAGCUUUCAGUUUUUCAAGUGUUCCUUCAAACACUGCAACUGCCACAACAUCAGGGACAGGAGCUACCUUUGGAUUUGGAGGAUUUAAUGCAACAGGGUUUGGAUUGGGCUCAGUAUCAAGUGCACCUUUAUCUGGGCUUUCUACCAAUGUCAUAUCAACUACAACAACAGCACCUUCUCUUGGCCUUGGGGGUAUUAAUUCCACACCAUUUGGAGGUGAUCCUGCUGCAUCAAACUCACAAGGAAAAUCUGAUUCCAAAGCUUUUAACGAAAUGCCAGUUCCUGCUGAGAUAACUCAAUCAGUAGAAGAGUUCAAAAAGCAUGUGAAACAACAAAAAGCUAAAAAAGAUGAGGUCAGUCGAGGAAGUAGCAAAGCCCCAGAAAAGGUUGGCGAAGAAGUUGAGACGUUGAAGAAUAUCCUGUCCAAUUUGGCCAAUAACAUUCAGCAGCAUUCUGCCCUGGUUCACAAACUGAAGCAUGAUGUAGCACUCGAAAUAAAAAAUGCGGAAAUUGCACAGCGCACCAAAGAAACAGCGCCAAGUAUGCAACUGGAUAACACCUCGCCCCUAGAAUACUUUGUGCGCUUAGUGGCCGAUUUCGAACAGCGGAUGCAGUUUUACAAGCAACAAAUCGAGGAUACAGAAAGAAAUCUAUUGGCCAUGAGCAAGCAACAAGCGUUAACACCUCAAGAAUUGAUGGGAACGAUGAAAAAGCUGCACGAAGCUUUCGUUUUGUUGGCUGGACGUGUCCAUAUGAUUCAUACUACGCUUCAAAACUACAAAGACGAUUAUUUGACAUACAGACGGCGAGUUUUGAAUGAUCCAACUGAUAUUUUUGCAUCAAAGAGCCAUGUCUCUUCCAAAUCGUCACUGGUUAGCCAAUUAAACAAAAUUGGAAGUGGGCCGUCUCCAUUUGGAGGCACUUCAGAUCCGCUAUCUCGAACGUUGAAUCAUCUCUCCAGCUCUGUUCAAAGUUCUGGUGGUACUAGUGGAGGUCUGAGCUUUGGCUCCUCGUUAGCUAAUAGUAGUUCUGUUCUGCCGAGUAGUAGCGCAGGUAGUCUAACCUUCGGGACGCCAAGUCGGUCGGCAGGUUUUUUUGGUAGCUCUGCGCAGUCGUUGCAGUCAGCCAAUUCCAGCUUCCAGUUGCAAAGCCCGCCCCCUGGCAAUAAAAGGAACAAGCGCUAAAUUUACCCCUGCACUCUUCUUCUUCUUCAAGAUUCAUGCUGUAAACAUCCGUUUUUGAAUAAACGAUAAUUUCCA
This is a messenger RNA of Daphnia magna, 1680 nucleotides long. RefSeq names its product nucleoporin p58/p45. Gene Ontology annotation, molecular function: structural constituent of nuclear pore. The record is from RefSeq and is a predicted model, not a curated record. Gene Ontology annotation, biological process: nucleocytoplasmic transport. The transcript has 11 exons. Gene Ontology annotation, cellular component: nuclear pore. Lineage: Eukaryota; Metazoa; Arthropoda; Branchiopoda; Diplostraca; Daphniidae. The coding region runs from base 163 to 1605 and encodes 480 amino acids.